This is a messenger RNA of Cladophialophora immunda, 1925 nucleotides long. RefSeq lists its product as uncharacterized. Bases 1 to 1518 code for a protein of 505 amino acids. NCBI's taxonomy places the organism in Eukaryota, Fungi, Ascomycota, Eurotiomycetes, Chaetothyriales, Herpotrichiellaceae. The record is from RefSeq and is a predicted model, not a curated record. The transcript has a single exon.
AUGCACAUCCAUCCUUGGACAUGUGCGUUAAUCGCCCUUUUUGGAGUCGUUGCCAGCCAGCUCGAACGUCGAGAUGACCAUGUUUGCGAAGUUGUCGUGACAGUGAGCUAUGGCGCUCCUGUCUGGUUUCCUACUGCUGCAUCACUUGAUGAUCCCGUACCCUGGUCGGAAUGGCCUACUCAUAUACCUUCUUUGUCAACCACAUCAGCUUCUACCUGGGGUGGGCGGAGAGGAAACUCCGGGUUUGUCCCAAGCCGAAUAGGUUCCGAUGAUGAGGCUUGGUCCAGCGGGAAUCGGCAGACUUCGACGACUUCCAUCUCAUCAAUUGCAACUCAUCAGCAGCUAUGGUUGGACUGGGACUAUAGCACAAAGAUCGGCGAUAUUACAGCUAGUCCUUUGCCAACAGGAGGAGAAUGGCAGUCGCAGACACAGAGCUGGAGCACUCCCCGGCGUCCGAGCAGGACUCAGGAUGCGUGGCACACCGGUGGCUCCUCACAUUCUUCAUUUGCGCAUCCUCGUUCAACUUCUUCCCAUUUACAGCUCGACACGAGCGCCAUCUCCUCAACUAGCGGCGCUGGCAAAAGCACAACCUCCGCCACGACAUCGAGUUCCGUGGGAAGUUGGACGACACGUGUUGGUACUAUCAAGCAAUGGGGUGAAAAUAGCACAUCUUCCAGUAGUAGCGCCACCAUCACCUCCACUUCCUCCUCCGCCUCCUCGUCGUCGUCGACAAUCAUCACUACCACCUCAGACACCACGGUGACAACCUCAACGGCGGCAACUUCCAGUCCUACAGCUACAUCUACUACUAUUACUAUAGCCUCCACCACGACAAGUGCCACAACCACACCAGACACCACGGCGACAACUUCCAGUCCUACUACAACUACAACCUCUACCACGACAAGUGCUGCAACCACGACAACCACUUCAGAUACCACGGCGACAACUUCCAGUCCUACUACAACUACAACCUCUAGCACGACUAGUGCCACAACCAUGACAACUUCCACUCCUUCUACAACCACAACCUCUACCACGACAAUCAAUACAACUACUACAACUACUACAACUACCACUACAAGUGCCACAACCACGGCAACCACAACCUCUACUACGACAAGUGCCACGACCACGACAACUACUACCACUACUACUACCACUACUACUACCACUACUACUACCACUACUACUACUACGACAAGUGCCACAACCACGACAACCACAAAUCCACCCACGCCGUCAACGUGUGCCUUUGAAGGUUUUAACAAUGGUGCGUCGCUUGUCGGCUACUAUAGCUCUGCCACGGAGAUCGACUACGCGACAUGUCGACAAUACUGCAUAGACCAAAACGUCGGCACCCUUUCUGUUGGGUACGGUAUUGACUUUGGGACCACUUACGCAUGUGCCUGUUAUAAUGAACCAGUCGCAGACUAUGCAAGUCCGAGUGAUACUGACUUCUUUUUCUCGGAUAUUACUUGUUCCGCCGGUGUCGAGCCGACGACGUCGGCGCCUUGAGGGAUAUAGAAGAGGUUGGGGUUGUUCCUCAUAUUCAAAGUGCGGGGGGCGGGGGCGUUAGAUAUUGCAGCCCAGGGCGUCGCGGUGAUUUCUUUCAGCUCGCCGACAACUACAUAUCCUUUCUUGAUUUCUGGGGCUUCUUAUGAGGCUCGCAUCCAGAUUGAGCCGACCCAGAUCAAGCGGCACUGGUGAGGUCCCGAUGUGGACCUGGUGGUCAGUCAUGUUUUCCGACCACAGUGAGCGAGGGAGCGAGUGAGGGAGUGACUAUCAUGUACCCUGACCUCUCCUGAUUGGUAUAUGUAGGCUGCCACUUCUAGAGCUAAUCCUCGUGUCAGGCCAUGCCAAGCGGCCCACCACAGAAUUCACUUCGGUCGCGCCCUAAAGCGGACUGAUAAGUAUGUAGAGAG